This is a messenger RNA of Mercenaria mercenaria, 4360 nucleotides long. RefSeq lists its product as uncharacterized. The record is from RefSeq and is a predicted model, not a curated record. Bases 556 to 2604 code for a protein of 682 amino acids. Lineage: Eukaryota; Metazoa; Mollusca; Bivalvia; Venerida; Veneridae. The transcript is spliced from 5 exons.
AGAUAAUAAUGAUGGUAAUAAGAUAAUAGAUCCUUAACUGCUUCUACACAAUUGAUCACAUAAUAUUUUACGAAAUAUUGCAGUAUUAACUUGGCUCGAACACAAAUGACAAUUGUGUAUAUGUCAUCCUGACAGGUUUUUAAUUAGACUGGUGUAGAAGUUUAAAAAUUGUAUGGAUCAUUAUUAUUAUUAUUAUUAUUAUUUACCAGAUUUUUAUAGCGCUCUUUUCAUCUAUAAAAUAAACGUUCAAAAGCGCUGUACAAACUACAUAUCACAGAAUGAUAUGGACAUACAAUACAACACAAAAAAAGUAUAUCAACAAUAAAAGGUAUUUAGCCUGAAUCAGGUUUUACGCUACAUUUAAUUGUACUAGAUAUUGUAAAGAACAAUAGACAAUAGGAAAUAAUUCCCAUAGCAAAGCUUGUUUUUCAUGAUACUUUAUUAAGGUGACUUCCGAGCCUUAAGUAAGUUACAUUGUUUGAGAAUUUCAUAAUGGGACCCUGUUGGAAUAUUUUAGGAUUUCUGUAGUGAAACAAAAGAUUCACUGUGGUUACUAUGGCGUCUGGACAUAUACCCCUUAGAACGUUUGUGAAGCAUUAUCGAUUAAAGAAGCAUCAAUCCCAUAUACACCCACUGACAGAGGAGAGAGACUGGAACUUGCCUGUAGAAGAUAGAGCUGAACCAGCAAGUGACCGAAGCGACAAUGCUGAUUUGUUCCAUGAUAUAUUGUGGGACAGAAACACGCGUAUUGUAAUAGAUAGAUCAUCAAAAGCUCUCUGUGCAAGAAAGGACAUUAUAUCAUGGCUGAAGUUUGUUUUAGUGUUUCUGGCAAUUGCAGGCCUUCUUAUUGCUUAUGUUGUUACUGAAAGGCAACACGACAGGACUCUACAAUCUUUAGUUUCGUCCACCUCUAAUCAAGUAUCACAGUCAUCCAAACAAUUAUCUGGCCUGGCAAACGAAAUGCACGAAUCACUAAAUACCAUAGGCAAUAUGAUGGAGGAGGGCGGCCAGUCUAAAAGAUUGAUAAAAAUUGGUAUGCGUCAGGACAAUCAGCUACAGGAAUGCAAAGAAUCAGAGUUUAAGAAGUCUUUUCCCGACGUCGAUUACUCCUUGCUUGGCUAUAAUAUAUUAAAAGGAUUCCCGCUUGCAGUCGGUCAUGACCCUGGCUUUACAUAUCCAAUUUUUCGAGCAAAUUAUUCGUCUGGUGGGCAAACAGCCGACUGUCGAUAUAGUGUACCGCAAGGUCUUGUGAUUAUACCUGACGUCUCGUGUGUGACGUCAUUUUCAUCUAAAAUAGUACAAACAAAAUACGAAUAUUCUGAAGAACUGUCAGCUUCAGCAGGUGUUAGUUUCGGUGGGUGGGGAGUACAGUUUUCCGCAAGUGCAGGCUAUAAGGAAUCGUCUUCCGAAGUUUCAACUGGAGAAUCUGUCUUUAUUAUUUCAACUGCAAGCUGUAAUUAUUACUUUAGUAAGCUAAUAACUGAAAAACCACCCCAAUUUGAUGACGUUUUCAUUUCAUGGAUUCAGAAGUUAAAUGACACGAAUGCCAAUUCGGACAUUUAUUUCGAUUUCUUUGAUACAUACGGAACUCAUUUCUUAACGGAAGUCACAUUUGGAGCAAGAUAUACAUUUCAACAUAAGAUGACAUCAGAAGCAUUUGAAAGCAAGCAAGAAAGUGGAGUAAAUGUGGCUGUGGAAGCCAGCUAUUCUGGUUUAUUCAGUGUUGGUGGUGGAUUCAGUCUAGAUUCUUCACAAAGGGAAAGUGCUUCGUCGUUUUCAAAGUCUGUGGAAACUAAAACUAUCACAGUAGGGGCUGCACCGCCAGCAAAUGGUGAUGCAAUGACGUGGGCAUCUGAGGUAAAAGACAGUCCGGUACCUACUGCUUAUAAAUUGUCGUCUAUUGAGUCUUUGUUUACGGAUAAAUACAUGGAUGGAUUAAAUGUUGAUACUGAUCGUAUUCGAAAAACCAUUACUAGCAACAAGUCUGAAUAUUGUAAGUUUCUUAUGGAUCAAGGACAGCUCGAUUCCUGCGAAGAACUAAUUGCGGGAAUAGAACUAUCUAACACUCUGAUAUACGGCAACUACCGUGCAGUAAAAGUAUCAUCAAUUUCUGAAUGCAUUGACAAAUGUCUCCAAGAGGUAAAAUGUAUGGCAACAACAUUUUGUCUCACUUGCACUUCUAACAUGUUCGGAUACAAGACAUGCUACUUGUUUCAAGAAUCUGGUACUCAAACUGCCACUCAGUUUGAAGGCACGAAAACUGUCAUCAUCCAGGAAAAGAUAAAAAUGCAGAAGGAAAUAUUAAACACAACGAUCAUUGGUGUACCACGUGGAUUUGAAAAUGCCAACGAUGAGAAAUCUUCAGUACAGAAAUGUCAAGAGUUAUGCUUCAACGAUGCAUACUGCGUUGCUUACACUCACUGCGAGUGUCCAAGUAAAACCACAAAGUGUCAGAUGUUUAGUAAGGAAAGGAUGACAGGCCUGAAAGUGGAAUCUGGUACAAAUACCUUCUUUAUAUCCGGUCGCUAUUACACUGUUACAACAACAACAGCAGCACCUUCUGAAACAAAUACCACAGCAUCAGAAUCGCCAACCCAAAAUUAAAACCGGUCUGUGUCAAUGACUGAUUUGCCUAGACAUGGUAACAAUAAACUGAGCGAGCAAGAGUUUUUAAGAAGUGACUUAUUAGAAAAAGAUUGUUUUAGGAUUCGAUAUGGCAGACUCAGAUGAGCGCUCAGUGAGUGCGAUAUGUAAUAACUCCAAACAAAAAUAAAUCAAAGCUGUAAUGUUGAGUGAACAAACCUAGAACCAAAGUCAACGGAGAUGUUCUUCAAUGAUGUUGAAGAUGAAAGCGGUGUUGUUAGAUUUAUAAAAUACAUGUAUUGAUUUAAUCACGUUUUUACAAGGGUAUUUCACACAAGCAACAUUUUCCUGGGAAAGGGUGAACUUUUUGUUAAUUUCUUAUUAACUUCUUAUACCUUUUUAACUUUGUACAAGGUUAGUUUGUUUUAUUAUACUGUAUAUAGAGGAUAUUACAUCAUAACAUGAGUGUCUUUUCAUAUUGAAUUUAUUAAACGAGUUGAAUAAAAUUAUAAAAUGCGAGGCUCUGCCGAACAUUUUAUCAAUUUUAUUCAACGAAUUUAAUAAAUUCAAUAUGGAAAGUCACAAAUGUAAUAUUUUUUUAUCACAUGUUAACCUUUCUUGUCGAAACAUCAAAAAAUCGACUUUCUUUUACUAUAUAAACAAAACAGUUUGACCGACGUCGCCUUUACUAUAAAUGACGUCGACGUCAAAGCUUUAUUACACUCCCGCGACGUCAAACAUGUGAUAAUAUAUAAUAUUUAAUAGCUGUAUACUAUGUAGCUGUACAUUUUUGAAAAUUGCAUUUUGUCAAAAUUGGUAGUUCCGCCAGUUUUCAGUUUUAUUUAGUUUUCGCAGAAAUGACAAACACUGCCUUUGGUUAACAGCUGUACCACAAAAGGAUAAAGAAAACUAGUGACAGUGUGUUAAAACGGAAUAAACUUAAGAGGUGCGAUGCCAGCCGACGGGGACGGGGAGUACCAUGUCGAUAUAUCACUGACAGAUUUGGCUUAGAUUUGAAGUUUGGUCAUAUUAUGAAGAGUAGAAUAUGAUUUUUUUGUUUCUAAAUUAUCUUAAAUUGCCAAAAACGAGAAGAAGAAAAAGAUGUCCUAGUCGGGAAUCGAACCCGAACCGCCGCGGCUAGUAAUCCUUUCCCGCUGUACACCAUAAAGGAAUAUGUAUCUAGCGAUCGUUAAUACAUAGAUAUUUAUAAAUUGAAGACAGUUUACUCUGAGUAAAGUAUUACAAAAAAAACUAAUUCUCGUGCUGCCAUAACAUAUUGUUGGUCAGUAAUGAAGUUUCAAAGCUUUCUUAAGAAAUAAAGCAUUAAUUUACUGAUACAUAUUUUUCUCCUUUUUCGUUGUCAUACCAUCUAGAUUCCAAUUUUAACAUACACAAGUUAAAAUAAAUUGUCUACGUCUUUUAUCUCAAUCUUUAUUCCACUACAUAAGCCAUGCAUUUUACGCCAUGGUUGGUAACUUUCUGUUUGUGAAAGAUUGGUUCCAUAGCAUUUGUUACAAUUUUGAACGAAAUAUACUCGCUUUAUGAGGUGACACGAUACAGAAGACGUACAUAUUACUUUGUUAAGGUGUUAAGUUAGAUUAUUGGUAUACAAAGUGUUUCUAGUGUAGCUGUGUGUUUGCUUUUUGUGUGUUUGCUUUUUAAUGAAUGAUGCAAUAACUUGUAUAUAGCCCAGACAAAAAUCGUUGACAUUUUCGUUAUUUCAAGUCUUUUUGUAACGUUUUCUAUCAUUUGCUUCUCUAUUAAAUCUUCUUCAAGA